Molecule: messenger RNA, 4050 nt
Organism: Setaria italica (foxtail millet)
Lineage: Eukaryota; Viridiplantae; Streptophyta; Magnoliopsida; Poales; Poaceae
Exons: 6
Coding region: 66-3566 (1166 amino acids)
Biological process (GO): nuclear-transcribed mRNA catabolic process, nonsense-mediated decay
Source: RefSeq, a predicted model, not a curated record
AACCACGCUUAGACAGACAACAAGCCGAGUCAGUGGGAAGCGCGACCUCCGCCUCGCCGCCGGCGAUGGAGCCGCCGCCUCCUCCUCCUCCGGCGACCCCAUCCGCCGCCGUACGCGUCCUCUCCCGAACUCCUCUGCCAGCCUCCCCGAACCCCUCCUCCGCGCCCUCCGCCGUUCCCGGCGCCGGCGCGGCCUCCCACGACGGCGUCGUCGCCGUCGGCUUCGUGGGCGCCGCGGGGACCGCCUGCCUCGCGGACCGGAUCCUCGACGCCCACGUCUUCUCCCCGGGCGGCUCGGCGCGGAGCCUCGCCGGGAGCGUCAGGUACCACCGCGACGGCGACAAGAGGAUGGUGUUCCUGCACCUCACGCAUCCGCCCACACCGAUGGAGACGGGAGGAAUUGGCGGCGCCGGGGAGCUGCCGGAGAUGCUCUUCAUGUUCUCUGUCUGCCACAUAGUUAUAUUUCUGCAAGAAGGCUUCAGAUUUGACACACAAACCUUAAAGAAAUUCCGGCUGCUGCAAUCUUCAAAGCAUGCUUUCGCUCCAUUCGUGAAGUCACUGCUAGCAGCUGCAAUGCCUGCCAAAACUGUUGCCUCUGACACCCCAACACGAGCAACCCACAGGGCUUCCUCCAUCUCCCCUCCAGCACGUCGUGGAGGUCACUCUGGUCGUCAGUCCUCAGCCAUCUCACUUAUGUCCGGAACCACUUCAAAUCCUUCUGUAUUGCCAGGCCAAUGCAUUCCUGUAUUGCUCUUUGUCUUUGAGGAUGAUACCGUUGAUGUUUCAAGUGCUGCCACAAGUUUAGAUGAUAUCGGUGACGCAUUUUCAUCAAAUCAGGGUUCUACCUCUGAUGGAUCAUCAAAACAAAGCUCAGCUUCAAAAGGUUCUGGUUCAGUGGUUAUGCUUGCCCGGGCAGCAAACAAAUCUGAGAGUAGUUCAGGCAAAAAGUUGCAUUCCUCAUUAGAGGGACAGAUUCGUGUCUUGCUCAAGAAGUGUAGGGUGCUUGCUGGCAUGGAGCCAGGACAUAUUGGUCCGAGGGGUGUAAAUAACAUGAGUCAUCAUGUACCCUUGUUCUCACUUGAUACCUCGAGGGUUGUUGCACUGUUGGAACGGUCUAUCAAUAAGAAACAAGAGCCACUAGACAUCAUUGCAGGAUUGUUUGAAGAUUCUUUCAGCUCCAAAUCACCACUGGAUAUUCUUUCACUGGAAAACAACUACCACCCAACAAACCAUGAUGACUCUCAGUUAAUCAAGGACUUUAUAUUCCGGCAGUCUGAUGCACUGAGAGGGAGAGGGGGAUAUUCAAGCAAUGCGACUGCCGGGUCUGUUGCCGGUGUUGGCAUGGUGGCUGCUGCUGCAGCAGCAGCAGCAGUGUCAGCUGCAGCUGGGAAACCAGUUAAUGCUCCUGAUCUCCCUAGUUUUGAUAAAUGGCUAUCCAUAAGUACCUCUAUUCUCACUGCUCUGCUUAGUGGAAGAAAUACACUGAGUGGUUUGUCUGAAAGCAAGACUCAUACAAGUCCUGGUGAGAAAAAUGACCAACUUCCCGCUGGAGGAUCUAAUGCUAUUGACAUCACAUUAUCUUGCUUGGAAAGCAAUAAUGGGUUGAACAUGAAAUUUUCUUCAUCAUGGUGCCAAAGGGUGCUUCCAGCUGCUAAGGAGAUGUACCUGAAAGGUUUACCUGCCUUUUACCCCACCAGCACACAUGAAGUGCAGCUACAGAAGGCAUUGCGAUCCUUUUGCUCAAUGGUUAAAGGACCAGCCGUCAGGGUAUUCUCAAAGAAGCUGGAAGAUGAGUGCCAGACAAUAUGGGAAUCUGGAAGGCAGCAAUGUGAUGCUGUUAGUCUAACUGGCAGACCAUGCAAGCACCGGAGGCAUGUCGAUUUCUCUUCAUCAGAUGCAGUAGAGCAACAUUCUAGUGGAUAUGUCUUCCUCCAUGCGUGUGCCUGUGGCCGGUCACGUCGCCUUAGAGAUGAUCCUUUUGACUUUCAGACAGCCAACGUGUCUUUUAAUUGUUUCUCUAAUUGCGAAGAUCUACUGCCUACGCUUGUGCUUCCAAGAGGUCGCGAUGCUGGCUCGUUUUCAGUAUCCUCUUGGCGUUUGGUGCGACUCGGAGGAGCAAGAUAUUACAAGCCAACAAAAGGGUUGCUCCAAAGUGGCUUUAGCCCCAAAGAGAGGUAUCUUUUAAGGUGGAUGAUAUCUGUUGGUAAGGGACAAGUUAGAAAUGGCAAUCGUUCUAAUACUGUUACUUCAUCCACAAGAUCUAGUACUAACCCUCAGACUCCCCCAGUAGUCACUGGUGAAGUGAAAUCUGCUGUAACCCAAGUUACACCACAAAUUAAAUCUGCAAAGCUUGAAAAUACUGGAAAACAACCUGAAAUGGAAUCAAUGAGCAACUCUGGUAUUAAUUUUGGUAAAGGUCUUCCAAAUUUUACUAUGAAAAAGCCCUUUGCUGAAGUUGUUGCUGGCACCACCGCAAAAGAUUCUGAGUUUCCUGCUCUUCAACAAAUGAGGCCACCAAAACCUGGUGGUCGAAAAGAUGAGCGGCAAAUGAAUAUAGCAGAUCAGACUAAUGGCCGAGGUCACGUGGCUCUCAGCCAAGUGCCUCUAGCUGAAAGUGAACCUGCAAAAGUGAGCAGAAACAAGAGCAGUGAAAGUGCUGAUGGGAGGCCCUUUUUUCAGAUAGGGAGCAAUAUAGGACCUGUGAUUGUUGGAAAUGAGACUAGAGAAACUAAUCAACCGGUACAGCAGUUUGUUGUGUAUGUUGGAUUUGAGCAUGAGUGUCCCUAUGGGCAUCGUUUCUUACUGUCAGAGAAACAUAUGAAGGAGAUUGAUUCUUCCUGUUUGCAGUAUCAAAGACCAUAUGUAAACAAAGAAGCAGAAAGCAAGCAUGCACAAAAGCUGCUCCUAAAUGCUUCCAGUUUGACAGCAUCUACAGUGGACAUAAACAAUGGACGAAAAAACAGCAAGCCACUAGAAUUAUCAGGGAGAAAUAGCCAGCAGCAAUCAAUGCAAAUAAGGGUUAAUGCAGAGACCUCACAGCCUUCUCCUUGGCUUUCAGAUCUACAGAAUGACAAAAGGGGGGAGCAUUAUUUUCGAAGCAUUGCAGUUGAUGAUGGUGGAGAAGCAUUUUCACUCAUGAAUAGAAACUUGCCAAUAUAUAUGCACUGUCCACAUUGUAAGAUGUCAGAAAGGAAGGAACACCAAGAUGUAAAGUUUGCUGGUGCUGUGUCACAACUUCAACGGAUUUUUAUUGUGACACCUGAUUUCCCUGUCCUGUUGGCAAGCUGCCCACUUGUACAGUUUGAGGGGUCAUGUUUACCAUCAAAUGUCUCUGAUCAUGAGCGAGAAGGAUUAUUCAGUAUUGGUUGUCGAGUUAUCCUCCCGCCUGAGAGCUUUCUUACUAUGAGGCUUCCGUUUGUCUAUAGUGUUGAGACAAAAGAGGGAAGUACAUUUCCCCUCAAACACUUUGAGCAACAACCAGAGCUCACAGCGUGGCUGGUUGGAGGCACAGCUUUGCAAAUUGUAUCGAUAGGGAACGCCACUGAGAAAGAAACCAUUAUGAAGUGAUAGACAUGUUAUCUAAAGCUUUACUGGUUUGGGCGUAUCCUAUUCACAUGCAGUGAUAUGCCAUAGGAUGGUUAGUUUUGCUUCUACUCCUGGACUUGUCUAGCUUCCUUUCCUGUGCCUCAUGCAUUGGGAAAUGGAGGUUUGGCUGAUAACUACCUGAAUGAUGUACAAUAUAUGCAAGCAGAGAGACUGACACACAGGCAAUGGUAUGAGUAGGUGUCAGGUAAAGUUUAGCUGGUGAUGUGGGGUCUGUUUUCUUGAGGAUCAGCGGACCAAUCAGAUCCUUUGACUGGGAAUUUUUGUACUAAGAUUAGUUCAGUUCAGCUGUGUAAUAAUUUUGGUCAGUUGAUGUGGUGCUUUGUUUCCAGGCUUGUUAAGAAAUCUGACCUUGGAAUAUAAAAGAAGGAAAGUAUUUUCUGAAUGGCGUGGUGUAGAAAUCGGUCACUGAAAUGGUUUCCUUCAAUAAAGUUGACUGAUUUACCUA